AUGGGCAAAUUUCAUGCUCAAAAUGCGGCGGCAGGACGGUUACAGGUGAUGCUGCGGCUGCUUCUGAUCGCCACGGCGUUGUUUAUCCCGCAGCUUCAAACUGCGGAGGCGGCGUGCAGUAAGGUGCGGAACGUGCUCGUCGUCGGCGCGGGCAUCUCGGGGGUCUCCGCGGCGCGACACAUCGCCGUCACCAACGGCGAGUGCUUCAAGGUCACGGUGCUCGAGGCGCGCAAUCGCGUAGGGGGGCGGAUGUGGAGCCGCACGGAGCCCGCGCCGGCCGCGGGCAGCGGCGGCGUGAUUCGCGGCGAGAUGGGCGCGCAGUGGAUCCAAUCAGCGACUGGCAAUCCAAUCACGGCCCUUGCGCGCCGAUUCAAGCUCAAGAUCGGCGAGCAGAACGGCGAGGAGAUUCAGUACCGCGCGGGCGGGAGCGCGUACACUGCCUUUCAGCUAAAAGUCGCGUCGGCUAAGUACGACUGGGCAUUGAAGCGCGCCAAGCAGAUCGCGAAUAAUCAGGAUAACGACAUUUCGAUGGAGAAGGCGUUCCGAGCCGCGGGGAACUUCCUGAACCCGUAUAUCCAGUCCCGUGUGGCGGUGGAUUUCGAGUUUGAGUAUUCGGGCGAGCUCUCGACGGUGUCCUCCUGGUACUACCAGGACGAGGCUUUUGACGGUCCAGAUCUGGUGGUGACCAACGGCUACGAUAACAUCCCCAAGAUGCUCAUGCAGGAAGCUACAAGCGCCGGGGCUCUGCUGGUGCUCAAUUUCGAGGUCACAGCCAUCACGCGGCUGGGCUCAGGAGCAGUGCAGAUUACAGGCAGAGACAACCUCACCGGCGCCACCCGCUCAUACACAGGCGACGCUGCCAUCAUCACUCUCCCCCUCGGCGUGCUCAAGGCUGGGGUUGUUUCCUUCUCUCCCGCGCUCUCCGCGCGAAAGCAGGGCGCUAUAAGGCGUGUUGGGUUUGGGAAUGUCAACAAGGUGUUCGUUUUCUACAACACCACGUUUUGGCCGACCUGGGCGGACGAGUAUUUUAUCGAGGAUGCACAGCUUCCGGGAAACCGCGGGCGGUGGGUUGACUGGGUGAAUCUGAAGCGCGCGUGGGGGAUGACGGCGUUGGAGGGUGUUGCGGUUGGUUCUUAUGCGAACCGAAUGGCACAGAUGAGCGAGGCACAGUGCAUCAGAGACGCGGCUAACAAGAUUAAAGCCAUGUUUCCGAAGUACAAGACUGCAAAGGUUCAUGCAGUGUGGUUACAGAGGUGGAAUUUAGACCCAUAUGCGCGAGGUGCGUACAGUUAUGGAAGGCUAGGGAUGAAAGGGAAUGGCGACGUUACUGGGGAUUUCAACAUUCUGGCAGAACCAGAGCAGAAUUUCCUGUUUGCAGGGGAGCAUACUAAUGGAGAGUAUAGAGCCAGUGUGCAUGGAGGGUAUUUGUCUGGGAUUCGAGAGGCUAAGAGAGUGCUUAGGUCCUACUAA
Molecule: messenger RNA, 1470 nt
Organism: Closterium sp. Yama58-4
Lineage: Eukaryota; Viridiplantae; Streptophyta; Zygnematophyceae; Desmidiales; Closteriaceae
Source: the annotation of a GenBank genome assembly